Cutaneotrichosporon cavernicola is the source of this 1347-nucleotide messenger RNA. RefSeq lists its product as uncharacterized. The record is from RefSeq and is a predicted model, not a curated record. The transcript is spliced from 5 exons. Lineage: Eukaryota; Fungi; Basidiomycota; Tremellomycetes; Trichosporonales; Trichosporonaceae. The coding region runs from base 1 to 1347 and encodes 448 amino acids.
AUGCGCACCAUCUUCCUCGCCGUCCUGGCUCAGCUCGCAGUCACCGCUGCCCUCCCCUACCAUCUGGGGGACGGGUAUGUGCUCCUCGAGCAGCGCCAGGUCUCGUCUCCCGGCGACCCAACACCUCCGUUGACGCCGCCCGCGACGCCGACGCCGACGCCGACUCCGUCACUUCCACCUUCUCCACCUCCCCAACCAACGACCGAACAACCUCCAACCCUCUCGAUAUCUGUUCCGGAUCCCACGACACUUCCACCGUCGUCUGAUCCUCCUACCACACCUCCUCCUGCCUCGACACCCGAACCCACGACCGAACAACCACCGACGAACCCUCCCACUUCCGACCCGCCUCCGACAUCCAGUAUACCCACUCCCGAACCUUCUCCUACCCCCUCUUCCCCACCCCCUACCACCCCCGACCCGACCACACCGCCUCCCACCACUCCUACCCCCUCCACUCCGCCUCCCACGACGCCGGAGCCCUCCGUCCCUCCCACGACGCCGGAGCCCUCCGUCCCCCCCACGACGCCGGAACCCUCCGUCCCCCCCACGAGUGCCGGUCCACCCACCUCGGAUCCUCCUCCCCCGUCGUCUGAAGUGCCGCCAUCCUCCGUCCCGCCUCCUUCGAGCAACGUCCCGCCGCCGUCGAGCAACGUCGUUCCACCGGCGUCGAGUGUUGGUCCUGGUCCGUCUGAGGCUCCGGCUCCUUCCGGAGGCGGCGGUGGGCCGGUGACAUCUGUCCCCGGCCCUGUCGUGACCAACCUGCCCGCUCCUAGCCCUUCAGGCGGAGGUGGCGCUGUGGCUCCCACCGGAGGCGGCACGACUCCAAGCGGCGGUGGGGACACUGGUGGCACCCAGCCGCAACCUCAACCGCAGCCGCAGCCGCAGCCUCAGCCUCAGCCCGGAGGCGGCAACACCGGAGAUAAUACCGGUGGAAACACUGGUAACUCUGGCGGCGGUAACCAACCCGCUCCCCCCGCGUUUGAACCGGCGGUCCUGACGUUCACCGACAUAGUAACAAACAGAGUUACGCGUACGAACCCCGACGGCACCGUCCAGACGGUGAACAGCGUCGGCGUCGUCGUCGUGACCAUGACUGCGCCUGUGACCAACUCGAACGGCGAGGUGGUCCUUACGCGCACGCUUCCCCGCGGCUCGGGCCAGGCGACCGACGACGUCGUGAUUGUGACGAUGACGUCGCGCGUCCAGCCCGUGCAGGCGACGCAGACUCACUCGAUUGUCGACAACGGCGGCUCGCUCCAGUCUAACUCGGCGACCCGCACAAAAGCCGUCGUCGCUGGUACCGCCGUGCUGGCCGCUGCGCUCGGCGCGAUUCUCGUAUAUUAA